Messenger RNA from Dendronephthya gigantea, 2901 nucleotides. RefSeq lists its product as uncharacterized. NCBI's taxonomy places the organism in Eukaryota, Metazoa, Cnidaria, Anthozoa, Malacalcyonacea, Nephtheidae. The record is from RefSeq and is a predicted model, not a curated record. Bases 475 to 2874 code for a protein of 799 amino acids. The transcript has a single exon.
ACGAAUUGUUUACAUCUACAAUUCUUGUACGAUAGUCAAUCUUCCAUUUCGUGCCGAUUUCGAUUCAUGUUGGCUUGCAUUCGCUCCGCCAAAUGCAUUUAAAAUCGCCUGUUUUUCAUGAGAACUGUUAGCCUAUGCUGUAAACAAAUAUCUUGGAGAAGACAGUGCGAAACCCCGAAACUGCGACGCUUCGAUAGGAUUUUCUUUUAUUUUUGUUGGCCAUUUUGAAAGCAUUUGUAUAUACAGCCGCUGGUUAUUGUUUAUAAGCGAGUGAGGGCUCCAAAAGAGGGGAAAACCCAUAAAAAUACCCCGCUAAAUUCAAAUUAAAAACCCGCCAAGUUCAUAAUAUUUGGAUGUACUUUUGUACUUGUGAACUUAGAAACUGUUGCGUUCAAUUUGUUGAAGUGUUAUAAAUAAAGAAAUAAUUCCCACAUUGUUUAACUAGUGUAAAAUUGGCUCUGAAGUUCGCUUAAGAUGUCUGAUAUACCUGUAAUAAAUUCCGUAUUAAAAUGGAAAUUAGGCAUCCAAGCUCCAUCAUUAGCAUAUGCAGCAAGAGCAAAUUCAAGGCAGGUCAUCUGUGCUGUAGAUAUUCCUUAUCAACUCAUAAAAUUAUGGCAGGAAUAUAUGGUGGCAAAGAAAGUAAAGGCCCAAGCAAAUGAAGCAGGUACAAAUGGCAAUGAAGAAGGCUGUCCAAGCCAUGAUUACAGUUUGGAUUAUGUUGAUUUAUUUGAACUUUCCAUCCCUGGAAAUGCAUUUGCUAUCACUAAUGAUCCAACUACACGAAAUGAAGUCAAUGAAUCAUUGAGAAUUAUUACUGCAGCAGUGAAAUCUACCUACAGCAAAGCCAAAGGAGGGAGAAAAAAAAUGGAGCUCGACUCAAAAGUAAGGCGAUUCCAUAUAUUGGAGGGAAUGACAACUUCUGUUAAAGAUUUGCAAAGAGAAAACGAAAUCAUUAUUGAUGAAUUAAAGAAGUGGAAAGAAGAAUACAAUAACCUCAAGGAAGAAAAAGAAAAACUCUAUAGUGAAAUGUUAAUUACUCUGAAAGAGAAAGAUGAGGAGAUAAUUAAACUGUAUAAGACAAACAAAGAACUUGAAAAUUAUAUUGACUGCCUUGAGAAAAAGCAGAGUUUUCAAAACCAAGGCAAAGAUGUCUCCCAAGUUGCAAAAAAAUCAAGGACACUAAAUACUUUCAUGUCGCGGGCUAAAAUUGCAUUGUGGUUUAUGAAGUCUUUUGGCCUGGAGUUAAAGGAGCUAACAGUCAUUGAACAGAAGACAGGGAAAACACAUCCCCUUCAUGUUGAUGACUGCAAGAAAUUUGAUAGUUUAUCCAAUGAGGACAAUGAAAAAAUUGAGCAAGUUUUAUUCCUACUUGACAAAUUUUGUGUUGGAGAUUCUUUUUACCAUGAGUUAAGUAUGAUUACUGAUGGUCUUCCAAAGUCAUACUUGGUAAAGCAAAGGAGAAGCCAACUGAAUGACAUUAGUAAUGUGAUCCCAACCACUGGUAAAGCAGAUGGUGCUCAAAUGUCAUUUACAGACAUGCUAAAAACCAGGAUUGGAGAGUUUGUCAAAGUACAUAAUGAAGUAGACUGGAGUAAAGAAAAAAUUCAAGUUAAGAUUUCAGGAGAUGGAGCCAAAAUGACAAGGAACUCAAGUUUUAUAUUGCUUUCCUUUUCAUUACUUCAAAGCAGAAAGGAUGUAAUGUCUGCAAGUGGGAACCAUACAUUUGCUGUAAUAAAAGGAUCUGAAAACUAUGAAACUUUAAAAGACUCCUUUGGAACCAUUUUUCAAACAAUCAAUAACUUAAUUGAGGUGAGUGAAAUUGAAAUAAACAGUUCUAAAUUUGGCCUCGAAUUUUUUCUGGGUGGAGAUUAUAAAUUUCUCCUAAUAGUGUUGGGCAUGAAAUCAGCAACCUCCAACUUUGCAUGCCUUUGGUGCAAGGUACACAAAGAAAACAGAUGGCAGAUGGAUAAGGAUUUAGACUAUUAUAACUCUGCUCCACUCAAACGUACAUUGGAAGAAGUAAUCACAAUGGCAAAUAAAAAGGGGGCAAAAGACAAGUUCUCUUGUGACAAUGAGCCCCUAAUUAAGAUUGAUUUGGAUCAUGUUGUUUUGGACGAACUCCAUCUAUUACUGAGGGUAAUGGAUGUCCUGUUAAACAAUAUUAUACAGGAAACUAUUGCCUGGGACAAAAAAACAAAUUUUAACAAAAAAAAGUGUGAAAGAGAUAUGGCACACCUCAAAAAAUUGCAAUCAACCAUUAGGUCCUGUGGGGUCAGUUUUGACAUAUGGGAGAAAAAAACUGAAGAUGGAAAAGGAUCAGGGCAAUAUGAUUUCACUAGUCUUCUUGGUUCAGACAAGAAAAAACUGUUAGCUGAACUUCCUGACAAGCUAGUAGAUUGCCUAAUGCCUGAGACAUGUGAUGUAGUAACUGAAAUAUGGAAAAAAUUUCAUGAACUUUACAAGAUAAUAACAACAGACAAAACAAGUACUGAUAGCCCUGGUAAUUAUUUUCAAAUGGCAAGAGAAUGGAUAAAUCUUUUUACAUCAUUGAGGACAACGUCAAUACACAGUGGAUAUAAGAGAGCAGCAGUGACCCCUUAUAUGCAUUCACUUGUAUACCAUGUACCCAGGUUUAUGCAGUUGUAUCAAUCAGUUAAAAUCUUCACUGGACAGGGGGUAGAAAAAAAUAAUGAUGUGGCUAGGAGUGUGGUUCUGUGCAAAUCCAACAAGAAGAAUCCUGCAUCAGAUGUUCUUCAAUUAGAAUUCAGGCAGUGGGAACUACGUGACAGUGAACGGGCAAAGAGGCCAUACCGCAAAAGCAAUACAGAUUACUGGGAAACCGAAAUUAAGAACAAAAGAAGAAAGGACACCUGACUGCUACUUCAUGUUUAUGUCCUAAUA